Messenger RNA from Myotis daubentonii (Daubenton's bat), 1716 nucleotides. RefSeq names its product transmembrane protein 222 (gene TMEM222). Lineage: Eukaryota; Metazoa; Chordata; Mammalia; Chiroptera; Vespertilionidae. The record is from RefSeq and is a predicted model, not a curated record.
CGAGCAGGGGCGGGCCGGAGCGGGGCGCGCGCAGCAUGGCGGAAGCGGAAGGGAUUUCGCCUCUCCUGUUGCCGCGGCAGCCACCCCCGCCCGGGAUGGCGGAAGUGGAGGCGCCGACGGCGGCCGAGACGGACCAGAAGCAGUCCAGCGGCUCUAGCGGCGGCGCCAUGGACGUGGAGCGGAGCCGCUUUCCCUACUGCGUGGUGUGGACGCCCAUCCCGGUGCUCACGUGGUUUUUCCCCAUCAUUGGCCACAUGGGCAUCUGCACGUCCACAGGAGUCAUUCGGGACUUUGCUGGCCCCUACUUUGUCUCGGAAGACAACAUGGCCUUUGGGAAGCCUGUCAAGUACUGGAAGUUGGACCCUGCUCGGGUAUAUGCCAGCGGGCCCAAUGCGUGGGACACAGCUGUGCACGACGCCUCUGAGGAGUACAAGCACCGCAUGCACAAUCUCUGCUGUGACAACUGCCACUCACACGUGGCGCUGGCCCUGAACCUGAUGCGCUACAACAAUAGCACCAACUGGAACAUGGUGACGGUCUGCUUCUUCUGCCUGCUCUAUGGGAAGUAUGUCAGGGAGGUGUCACGUCUCCACCAGGAGCCUGGAGCAUCUCCUGCCAAGGACCGUAGGUGGCAGUCCUCCAUAGCGGGUGCCAGGCCCAGCCAGUCCCUUGGACCAAAUUAUGGGCGUCGGGGCCUUCGUGAAGACCUGGCUACCCUUCGUCCUCCUCCUGGGCAUCAUCUUAACUGCCAGCCUGGUCUUUAACCUCCGGUGAUGGCUGCCUCGUGGCCCUGGACCUGCCACUCCUUUUGGUUCCAGAUUCUUUUCCUCUCCCCAAAAGGCAGGGAUGGGCCUGCUGCUGGUUUUGACCCAAGAGUCUGGGCUUGGUGGGCUGGAAUAGGCUGAGGAUGAGCAGGGCUGGGGGGGCAGGGGGUGUAGUUGCGUAUGGUGUCUCACUGGUCACUCAGAAGUUCCCUGUGCCCUCCUCCCCAGGCUGGUGACCCCUGUGCUUGAGGCACCCUCUCUGCCCAUCUGUUGGAAAGGCUUUAACUUCUCCCUGUAGCUGCUCCUGUGCUGCCUCAGCGCAGUGCCUGGUGGGGAGGAGAGGGCAUUUGGAGCCACCAGACGGGUCAGAGCUGGAUUUGGAGCCUGUUCUCCUGCCAGGGCUCGGUCCUGGGUGGGCGGGGAACACUAGGAUGUCUCCGUAAGCUAAGCCACCUGGGCCUCCGCUGGCCUCUGGAAUGGUCCAGCAGGGCUGGGUGGCCUUUAGCCAGAAGCUGCACUAGGGGUAGUUUGUGCCCCAUCUCCUGGGGUCCUCCAGACCGUGCAGCCCCUUCUACCCACUCUCCCAGGGCCCAGCUCCCACUUGAGCCCACAUCCCUCAGCUAAUUGGGGCCUGGGCCCCCCAGUCAGGCUGGAGAGAUGAGUGACACUGAUGUGUCCAGAGUGACACCCUGCAGACCAGAGCAGCGGAAACAAAGCCUGGCCCCAGCCCCAGGUGUGGGCCUCACUCGGGAUGGCACCCCUUGGGUCCAAGAUGUGCCAGAGCAGCCAGCGCCAUCACAGAGCUGAGGGGAGCUGUUUCCUCCUCACCAGGGCUCCCUCUUCUCUCCUCGCUGUGGGAAGGGCCUGUGCUGCCCCUCACCCCUCCCCACGGAUUCCUGGGGGGGGGGGGGCACUCCCUGGCCAGGACAAUAAAGAAUUUUAACUCCAGAAA